Messenger RNA from Fusarium sp. VM40, 1347 nucleotides. NCBI's taxonomy places the organism in Eukaryota, Fungi, Ascomycota, Sordariomycetes, Hypocreales, Nectriaceae. The record is from the annotation of a GenBank genome assembly.
AUGGGCAUUUUCAGCCUCCUUUUUGUUAUCCUGACCGCAUUGGUCUCUAUUGCUGUUGGUCAGGAUCACUUUCUUCCCUCAAAGAAUGCUGUUCUAUCUGUGGAGGUACUUCCUUCGCUUCCAUUGCUGCCGUCCUCUUUCAACCCUGUACCAACAACAGUCGUGACGGUGGAUUGUCUCUUCUGUUCUAUCACUAACGACGAAGAGCCUGCUUCUGUUACCGUGGAGCCUGCUACUGUUACGGAAAUAGACAGAACUACUGAUGUUGUUCAUGUAUCUCUGAGCACUACAUUCGGAGCGGCCUCAGAGACGAUAAUCUGCGCACCGCAAUGUCAAACACUCGCAACUGUGCCUUGGCAGAGUGGUGAAUCCAAGGCCGCUCCAGUCGCUCCGUAUCCAGUGUUGACCUCCUGCAUCACGAUUUACAAUACGCCUAUCCCUUCGUCGGACACACGGACUCCGCCCACGCCCUCACCCUUUCUGUCGAAAUCAUCAACAUCUUCUUCGUGCUCUACUACAUCGACAAACAUAUCCCCUUGGACGUGGCCUCAACCUGAGACUUCCGUCUCGACCGGGUUGGCUUCGAGUGAACUUGGGACACCUCCAUGGACUUCAGCUGAGACAGAGGUGGCAACAUCAAUUCAUAUCUCAACAUGGAGCGAUACAGUAGUAUAUCCAAGUGUAACAAGACAUCAUGGAAUAUGGUCGUUCGAAUCGGCAGAAUCGCUUUCAACAAGUCUCCCAGCAGCAUCGACACCAACCGAAGAAGUCUCCGUAUCAGAGCCAUGUACAACGGAGAUCACUGUGACGAUGACCACAACCAUCGUUGAGACAUGGCAGUCCAAGACACCUCAAACAGUAACGCUGCUUCGUACGAUAACAACUACUAUCGAGACAGUUGUGGUGGAAGCGUAUUCUACGUCGACAGGAGAGAUAGCGGUUGGAGGCACGACGACGGAGACAACUACAGUCGAGGCUGUCAGUUCGGGAGUGGAAUGUUCGGAGGUUGGAAAGUGCUGUGGUGGCUGUUCAGUCACAGCAGAAUCUGUCAGUGUCGAAACGGCUUCUUCUACAGUCGUGCAAACAUACACAACUGUGCAAGAGUAUGUGUCGUCUGAAGGAGGCUCCUGGGUACCAGCUGAGUCUGCCUCGGGGACUAUAAUUCCUGGCACUGAAGACUCAACUGUCACUGCGUCAGAGACACUCACGGAGACAGCAACCGUAUCUGGAUCAGACUGGGAGUCGGAGACAGCCGGUCCAACGUCUAUUCAAACUGCGGAAGCCGCCCAUGUCAAGGCAGCUGUCGGAAUAGGGGCUAUUUUUGGUCUAAUGGGUUUGUUGGCCUAG